AAAUUCCAAAUCAAUACUCCAAUUAUUCUCUCGCCACGUCACCAUCGCUACCCCUCUCCCUCCCGAAUCUCCGGCCGCCCCUCGCCUCGCCUCGCCUCGCCUCGCCGCCGCAUCCGCUGCCCGCCGGCCACCGUAGCCGCAUCGACGCCGCGGCCGCGUCGCCGCCCCUCUCCCUACCUUCCUCCGCCCCUCGCGACAUCGCCCCUCCUCCCGCUAGGUCCGGCCGCUUCACCGGCUGGCCGUCCAUGGCUGCAGCGAUGGGCGCGGCGGUGGUCCGGCGGCUCCACGCGGCGCAGGCGCAGGCGCAGCCCCCGCGGCUGACGAAGCUCGCGCUUCGCGCGCCCAAAUUCGUAGAAGUUGAAUUUGAGGAUGGCAGCUCAUUCCAUCUGCCUGCUGAGUUUCUUAGAGUGUACAGCCCAGCAGCUGAUAGCAAAAUCAGAUCAGUAGCUGGUGAGAAGGUUAUAUUUGGGCGGCGACAUGUUGGAAUAAUGUCAGCUGAAUCAGUAGGAAAUUACGGAGUACGGAUAUUGUUUGAUGAUCUGCACAAGACAGGGAUCUUUACAUGGGAUUACUUGCACCACCUAGGUUCUAACAAGUUUGGUCUGAUGCGAAGCUAUAUCACAACUUUGAAAAAGCACGGCCUUACUCGGGAUCCUCAGAGAAGGAAAUGACGCUGGCAGUCAGUCUUUAUGUGAGUUCAUUUUGACGUACCAUGAAACCUCAUAGAAGAAAUGCUGCUUGGAGCCCUGGGAUUGAGCUUCCAGAUACCAAACGCAUAAUGCAUGAAGCUUGACAAGUAAAGUACUAAAUACAGUCACUCUAUGAAGAUUGGCACCAGAUAACAAUCUUGGAAGCCUGUUCUUUCACCUUGAAAUGAUGGCCUUUGUCGAAAUUUUGGCAUAUCUUCAGUUAUAUUAGAUGGAAAGAAUGACAUUUGUUGGUUUGAGGCUUAAGGGUGUGUUUGUUUUGUUCCGUAACAAAACUAAACAAAUUUGUGUAAUGCUAACCUGAGCAAGACCAAAAAUAGUUUAUGUGUGUGUUUUGACGAUGAACUUUUCUACCGAUAUUUGGUUAUGUAAUAGCCAAAUCUUGUUGGUGUUACUAGAUUUCUCAACAUUAUUGGUAGCACUGUUCCAAAACUGACAGUGAUGGCCCUUACGAA
This is a messenger RNA of Oryza sativa Japonica Group (Japanese rice), 1162 nucleotides long. Lineage: Eukaryota; Viridiplantae; Streptophyta; Magnoliopsida; Poales; Poaceae. The record is from RefSeq and is a predicted model, not a curated record.